AGUGCGGUUCAAGAUUUGAUAUUGAGUGCACAUUUUUAUCGUUUGUAUUUUUAGUUAGAUAAAUAUUUUAUUAUAAUGUACUGUAUCAUAGCGACGAUAGUUGCAUUAUUGUAUAUUUUCUGGGACGUUAACUAUUUUCUUCGAAUCGCUUUCACAAUAGGUAUUGGAAGAUUAUUCCAAAAGAAAACUGGAAUUAAUGAAACCUCAACAAUUUACGGUUUUUGCACUACUCAAGAUGUAGAUAUAUUUUUGAGACAUAUGAACAAUGCUCGUUACGUUCGUGAACUUGAUUUUGCCAGAUUUCAUUUCUAUGAUAGAACGGGUAUAUACGCAAACAUAAAAGCAGCUGAUGGACAUGCGAUGCAAGGCGCAUCAAGUAUCCGUUAUAGGAGAACGAUACCCAUAUUCACGGCGUACAAAGUGGAAACAAAGUUGGUAUAUUGGGAAGAUAAAACUCUUUUCAUAGAGCAGAAGUUUAUUACAUUGAGUGAUGGUUUCGUGAGGGCUGUUGUGUUGUCAAGACAGAAUCUAAUUAAUAUUGACGCAGAUACGCUUCUGAAAAAUAUACCAGGUGCAGAAGUUAAGCCUGAAUGUCCGGAGGAAAUAAAACAUUGGCUUGAAGCAAUUGAAAUCUCAAGCGCUAGACUAAGGAAGAAGGAUUAAGCUUAAAAUCUAAAAAACAAUAAAUAUAUAUAA
Melitaea cinxia (Glanville fritillary) is the source of this 696-nucleotide messenger RNA. RefSeq names its product protein THEM6-like. Bases 76 to 663 code for a protein of 195 amino acids. The transcript is spliced from 3 exons. NCBI's taxonomy places the organism in Eukaryota, Metazoa, Arthropoda, Insecta, Lepidoptera, Nymphalidae. The record is from RefSeq and is a predicted model, not a curated record.